This is a messenger RNA of Asparagus officinalis (garden asparagus), 4644 nucleotides long. Its product is annotated as E3 ubiquitin-protein ligase UPL4-like. The transcript has 16 exons. Gene Ontology annotation, biological process: proteasome-mediated ubiquitin-dependent protein catabolic process; protein polyubiquitination. Gene Ontology annotation, molecular function: ubiquitin protein ligase activity. Bases 47 to 4249 code for a protein of 1400 amino acids. The record is from RefSeq and is a predicted model, not a curated record. Lineage: Eukaryota; Viridiplantae; Streptophyta; Magnoliopsida; Asparagales; Asparagaceae.
UCAAAAACCCUAAAAUUUCCUCGGUCCUUCAAAAUCCUAGCGCGCCAUGGAUAGCGCCACCGACGAAGACUCGGACAGCGACGUCUUCGGUUUCCUCCCGUCGAUGAUCGAAGUCCUCAAAUCCUCCGAUGAUCCGAGCGAAUUGAUCGCGAAUCUCACCGCUUUGUGUGAUGCCCUAGCUUUCACGCAGUACGAGGAUGACCUGGCUCAGUUCCCUCUGAAGGAGGUCGUCCCCGUACUCAUCGAAUUGGCGGGAAAAGGCGUGAGCCCCGAUGCUAUGUCGUUGGUGGUUAGGGUUUUUACUUACUUGCUUGAUUUGGUUCCGAGGGCAGCGAAGGUUCUUGCGAAGAAGGGGGCGAUCGCGGUCCUUUGCGGGCCGCUGAUGGAGAUCGAGUACCUUGAUGUGGCCGAGCAGUGUCUGGUGGCGUUGGAGAAGUUAUCAAGGAGGCAGACGGUACCAUGUUUGAAGGCUGGGGUGAUUCAGACGGUGCUGAGAUUCAUUGAUUUCUUUGACAUAAGGGUGCAAAGAGUUGCAAUUUCCAUUGCUAUGAAUGCGUGUAGAAAAGUCCCCGAGGAUUGCCUUUCAACUGUCAUGGAUGCUGUUCCUACUCUGUGUAAGCUUCUAGAUUACCAGGACCAAAAGCUUGUUGAAUCCGCUGCUACAAGCUUGAUGAAGAUAGUGGAAAAUUUUAGUCAUUCUUCUGAUCUUCUAGAUGAGCUUUGUAAGCAUGGGGUGGUAAAACAAUCUGUGAAAUUGAUUUCUCCAUGUAGUACGGUGGCACUCAGCGAAAGAACUAAUAUUGGCAUGAUUGAGCUUCUUGCUCGGCUAGCCAACAGUUCCCUUUUGGCAGUAAGUAUUCUUUAUGAAUUGAAUAUAAACAGCAUUCUGGGAAAUCUCCUCAGACGUCCCCAUCUUUCUCACAGUGCCCAUAACUCACAUUCUGAAGACGACUCCAGAGAUCAGAUAUUUGCUGCUCUAAAGUUACUUAAUCAGCUUAUCCCUCCUAUGGCAUGUGAUGAGAAAGAUAUACAGCUUGUUUCAGGCAAGAACGAGAUUAUAGCCAAUGAACCUAAAUUAUCGUUUCAGUUUGCUGAGGAUAUUCUUCCUGCAUUAAUUCAGGCAGUCAAUUCUGGAGCAAGUACACGUAUAUGUUACGGCUCUGUUUCUGUUAUAUUGAAUUAUUUUUUGGCUGUCACACCUGAUGUCCUGCGGGUAUUAAUAAAAAAUGCAAAUAUUCCAAAGUUUUUGGCAAGUUUAUUGUCUCAGAAGAAUCAUCAUCUGCUGAUUCCAUCCCUUCUCAUAGUAGAAGUUAUUAUGCGAGAGCUUCCUGGUGAACUUUUAAAACCCUUUGUCAAGGAGGGUGUUAGUCAUGCAAUUAAUGUAAUUUCAAAGCAAGAGAAUUGGUCCCAAACCGACACAGGGGAUACUGAUGAUCAAACAAUCGCUAAUCCUCCUCGAUGCUUGUGCUAUGCAUUUGACCCAUGCUCUUCUCCUUCAUCAUCAGAAUCAAGGACAUGCAGGCAACGGAGAUGUGAUCUUUCUCCUUUAGCCCAAAGAUUGAUGUCAACCUUUUUCACUGAAACCUUGAUCUCUAGUAUGGUAUUUUCUGAAAAUUUACGAAAGCUCAAAUCUUGUUGCAUGGAAAUUGACAACAAUGUGCAUAGUGCUUUACCUAAUUCCUCUGAAAAGGAAGAAUACUUGACCCAAAUGUUAGGUGAACUUGUAAAGGUACUUAAUGAAGGGGAAUCGGUAUCGACGUUUGAGUUUAUUGAAAGUGGAAUUCCGAGAUUCUUGGUUCAUUAUCUGACUAAUGGAGACCACUUUCCUAGAGGGGUGUAUAGCAACAAGACAGAAGCUUAUCAUACUGUGCUAAAGAGAUUCCAGACUUUCACUUCUAUGUUACUUUCAGGUCAAAGCUGGCAACUGUUUCCUCUGACAUCACUAGUACGACAUUUGCAGAAUGCACUGUCUUCAUUAGAGAGUUUUCCUAUUAUUUUGAGUUCAGGUUAUAGGCCUACACCAAGAAGAGCUGACAUUUCAGCUGAAAAGCCCACAGUGCAUCCAUGCUUACAAGUAAAUUUUGUGACGGAAGAAAGGGAGACAGAAUUGUGCAACUACAACAAUGUAUUAACUGUUGACUUCUCUUCAUCUUGGGAUACAAUUGAAGAAUUCUUGUGGCCUAAAGUUAAGAAGAAAAUGUCUGUCACAAAGAGCGCUCAAGAGACUCGACAUCCCGGAGAAAAAUCAGCACAAAUAGUAGAUUCCCAAGAACAAGGUGAAAAUUCUAUGUUGCAGAAUAAUGAAGACGUUAAACCAAAACUAGUCUUUCUUUUGGAUGGGAAACAGCUUGACCACUCCGUAACUUUGUAUCAAGCAAUUCUGCAAGAUAAGAUCAAUCAAGAUCCUGCUAUAAUUAUCAACAGAGAAUUUUGGAAUGAAGUGCACGGAGUAAAAUUCAGAAAGGCGAAAGAGCUGCAACUAAGACUUCCACUCAAAAAAGGAUCUUUUCAAGUUUUUGCUGACACUUCCCAGUCAUCUCUUUCUUGUGAUACAGCGGGAUUGUGUAGGCAGAACCUCUCAUUCUUCUCCAGUAUGCUGCUGUCUGAGCUGCCUUGUAAGCUGGAGAGGUCAAAUCCUGCCUAUGAUAUCCUAUAUAUACUGAAAAUUUUGGAAGGCAUAAAUGGUUUUUCAUUUCAACUAAGCUCAAAUGAGAAGAGCAAUGCUUUUGCUGAAGGGAGGCUAAACAAUGCUGAUGAUCUCAAGGUGAUAGCACCAUCACUUCCGCAGACUGAGUUCAUAAGCAGUAAACUAAAUUCCAAGCUGGAGCAGCAGAUGCAUGAUCAUUUGGUGUUAUCCACUACAACCAUGCCAUUGUGGUGUACACAGAUAAUGGUUUCAUUCCCUUUCUUGUUUUCUCUUGAAGCAAGAUGGAAGUACUUCUUCCUGAAUACAUUAGGCAUUUCAAGAAACCAUAUGCAGAAUUCUGAGAAGAACGAAAUCAGUAAUAUAAAUGAUAGAAGGUCACUUUCAACCUCAUUACGCCGCAAGAAGUUCAAAGUUCAUCGUGACAAUAUUCUCGGUUCUGCUGUGAAAAUGAUGAAUUGGUAUGCUAGUAAGAAGGUUUUGCUUGAAAUAGUGUUUAAUAAUGAAGUUGGUACAGGCCUUGGUCCUACCCUCGAGUUUUAUACCUUAGUUAGUCAUGAACUGCAGAAAGUUGGUAUGGGUAUGUGGAGAGGAGAUCAUACUUCUUCUGGUACUAAACUUCAUUCAAGAAAAAGCAUGGUAGUUAGUGACUCUAGUUUUGUUAGAGCUCAUUCUGGAUUGUUUCCUCGCCCGUGGUCCAUUCGUGUAGAGUCCUUGAAUGGUGUCAGUUUCUCCAAAGUCCUCAAGAAUUUUUUUCUUCUCGGGCAGCUUGUAGCAAGAGCAAUUCAAGAUGGGAGGAUUCUGGAUUUUACAUUUUCCAGAGCAUUUUAUAAGCUUGUACUUGAAAAGGAUCUUGAUAUUUAUGAUAUUCAGUCAUUUGAUCCUGAGCUUGGGAGGACCUUGAUAGAGUUUCAAGCUCUGGUUAAAAGAAAAGCCUUUUUAGAAAGUGGAGAACUUUCAGAAGACGGGAGUGCUCUAUCUUUUCGGAAUGCAAGAAUAGAGGAUCUCUGUCUGGACUUUGCUCUUCCAGGCUAUCCAGAUUACGCCUUUGGCUCAAGUGACUCAAAAAUGGUAAAUAUGAGCAAUCUGGGCGAGUAUAUUUCAUUGGUUGUUGAUGCUACUGUGGGAAGCGGAAUUUCCAGACAGUUGGAAUCUUUUAAAUCAGGAUUUAAUGAGGUAUUUCCCAUAAAAGCUCUUCAAAUUUUUACGGCACAAGAGCUUGAGCAAAUAGUUUCUGGGGAACAAGAUACUUGGGAUAAUAAUGAAUUCCAAGAUCACAUCAAAUUCGACCAUGGUUACUCAUCAACUAGUCCCACUGCAAUAAUGUUCCUAGAAGUUAUUCAAGAGUUUGAAGUUCGACAACGAAGAGCUUUCCUGUUGUUUGUGACUGGAGCUCCUCGGCUGCCUCCAGGAGGCUUAGCUGCUCUUAGACCUAAAUUGACCAUUGUCUGCAAGCACUGUGAUAAUGAUGCUGAUAUGGAACUGCCAAGUGUGAUGACCUGUGCUAACUAUCUAAAGCUCCCUCCUUACUCUUCCAAGGAGCGAAUGAAGGAGAAACUGUUAUAUGCAAUUAUGGAGGGACAAGGGGCUUUCCAUCUCUCUUGAUCACGAGACAGCAUCUCUCGCCUAAUUCUUUGAUAAAAUUUUGAAACUGAUAUUCGUCUCAAUCAUGUAAAUUAAGGGAAACCAUUAUCCACGACUCAAGAACUAUUUAUGGAUAGAAAUCUUAAGAGCUGCAGAGGAUGGUUAAUGCUGGAGUUCAUUGGGACUGAAAGAGGAACCAUCGUCACUGAGUGUACUAUUACUAACUAGGAUAGAAGAUACCAUCAGAAAUUUUUUCUUUACAGUAGGCUCAGAGAUGACAUAGAGUUAUCCGAUUUUACAAUUCUUGUAUAUCAAGCUAACACGGCUAGAAAUAUUUAUUCUUCUUCGGUAUGUGAAUAAUAUUGGUUGUAUACUGAUACAUGGAAAAAUAUAGUCCUGUUAAUAUGAAAAUUUUG